CGGACACGUUUCUUUACGUACUGUGUCGUAGCAGUUUGACGGUAUGUGGAAAGUAGCAAUGUCGGAGGAGGUUGGGAAGGCGCUUCGCUCGGUCGUGGAGCGGGUGAACCAGGCGGCGGCACGGCGGCCCAAGACACUACCAGCUGUGCCGCCCCGCCUGGUAGCUGUCAGCAAGACCAAACCCCCAGACAUGGUUGUGGAAGCCUACAGACAAGGGCAGCGUAACUUUGGAGAAAAUUAUGUUAAUGAACUUGUGGACAAAGCUUCAGACCCUCUGAUUUUAGACUCAUGUCCAGAAAUCAAGUGGCACUUUAUCGGCCAUCUGCAGAAGAAUAAUGUCAACAAACUCUUGGGCGUGCCAAACCUGUUCCUUGUGGAGACCGUAGACUCUGCGAAACUGGCCGACAGGGUCAACAGCUCGUGGCAGCGGAUCAGAGGAGCCAGCACACAGAGGUUAAAGAUCAUGGUGCAGAUCAACACCAGCGGAGAACAGAAUAAACAUGGGCUGCCACCAGAGGAGACGGUGAACACAGUGAAACACAUCGUGUCCCAGUGCUCCGCCCUGCAUUUCUUAGGACUCAUGACCAUCGGCCGUUAUGGCUACGACCUCACCCUGGGCCCCAACCCGGACUUUCAGAUGCUGCUGAGUCGGAGGCAGGAGGUGUGUGACAGUCUGAAGCUGCCUCUGGAGGAGGUAGAACUCAGCAUGGGUAUGUCCACAGAUUUUGAACAUGCGAUUGAGGUGGGCUCCACCAACGUGCGAGUGGGCAGUAUUAUAUUUGGCAACAGGGACUAUCCCAACAGUGCAGCGAACACUCCAAACCCCAGUCCGGCUCCCAGUCCGGCACCCAGUCCGGCGCCCAGCCCGGAGAAAUCCGCCAAGACGGUGUCAGAAGAGGCCGCCAAGAAGAUGCAGCACCUCACUGUGUCUGGACACUAAGAAGAGCUUCUUCUCCUCUGAAAUACCUUUUAAGAAAAGAAAAAAAACACUUCACGCUCAAGCUGAACAGAGCAGUGAAGCAGGUCAUUUCCACAGAGCCAUGUGGAGCUAGGAUUGCAAAAUUCCUGCAUAAUUUUAAAGUGUAUUUGCCUAAUCCUCUUCACUUUUUUGCCCUUCUUGCUCUUUUAAGCAUUAAAAAGUGGCAUUCGGUAUACAGAACUAGUUCUACCUUUUUUAAAAGUAGCGUGUUACUAACCUAUAGUGCUCUGACUUCCUUCUCAUGGAAACCUCUCCUACAAGGUUACUGGACAAAUGUACAACUACUGAAAACACGGUGACAUAUGGAAAAUGAUUUCACUUGAGUUACGCGAUAGAGAGGAUUUGUUGUGCUGAUGUGAUCUUUUCUACCUUUCCUUAACGGUGUACAGUGUCCCACACAGAUCAGGAAUUCCACACAGUACAGUGUACCGUUUUUGUUGGACAGAUGAAACAAAGACUUGAUUUAAUAAAUCAUUUAUCCCUUUAUAAUGACACAUAGUAUUGUGCGUUUGAUAUUGUUUCGUAUGGUGUGCCAAAUGUGUCAAAUCUCUAUUCUUGAUAUUAACAAAUCCAAGUAGUGUUUUGUUUCUGUGUAACAGUCUUGUGUCCAUGGGUACGGUGGGGCGCUUUGUUGGAGAAGGAAGGGAGUGAAUCUAUGCAAAGAGAUGAUUUUGUUUGAGCAGUUUUACACUGCAGCCAUCAUGGUGGUGCAGGGGUUUCUUCAAACAGGUCACAAGGUCAGUGUAUUUUUCUGUCUCCGUGAAGAGUGCUUUCAUUGUCUGAUUUAAAAAAAAAAAAAAAAAUUAACAAAAGGUUGAUCAGCUUGUGGUUAGACAUGUGGUUGCAGCAUUGUUUGGUUUGGAAUCUGGCUAUGAGGGAAGCCAAAGCCAAGCAAUAAAUUUUACUGUUGAAAACA
Messenger RNA from Micropterus dolomieu (smallmouth bass), 1895 nucleotides. RefSeq names its product pyridoxal phosphate binding protein. Lineage: Eukaryota; Metazoa; Chordata; Actinopteri; Centrarchiformes; Centrarchidae. The transcript has 8 exons. The coding region runs from base 44 to 940 and encodes 298 amino acids. Gene Ontology annotation, cellular component: intracellular anatomical structure. Gene Ontology annotation, molecular function: pyridoxal phosphate binding. The record is from RefSeq and is a predicted model, not a curated record.